AUGGUUGAUCCUACAGCUGAUGUGGUUCUUCUAAGUGUGGAAUCCAGCCUGCACACCAACGUCCAGGCUCUUCUCAAAGAGAUGAACAGUCAAAGUGCUUCACAGAAAGGAAGGCUUAGAUGGAGUCUUCAUAAGAAGUUGGAGAGCGAUCCAUCCUGCAGCGAUUCAACGAUCCGAGUGCUGGUCAAAGAGCUGGAGAAGAAGCUAAAGGGUAUGAAUAAAACACGAUCCUACAUGCAUGUCAUCCCAGUGCUGCACACUCUCUACUAUGUGGUUAUUCAGUCAGGUGCCAUGAUCCCUACCAGUCUGUACCAGGUAGUGUAUGAGUGUUUGACGAAACUGCUGAUACUACCUUUGCCUUACUCUGCUGUGGCCCUGAGCACUCUCAGGAGCAUCAAGGUGGAAAUGAUCACACCAGGCUCCUUGUAUCAGAGGAGAGUUAUUGCAGAGCAAAACCUGAAGAAUGAGCAUUUCACUUUGCAAGAAAAGGUGUUUGUGCUUGCUGAUCCAGCUGUGUUUUCAGUUCGACUGGAAGCAACAAUAAGAGCAUACUUGGAGGUUUCCAGUUCUCUCAGGACAACUCCAGCCAUGGAGAAAAAUGUGGUGCUACGUGUGCUGCAGACAGGGCUGGGGACGAUGAGCGGCCAAAGCUCCAGACUGGCUCAGUCUCUGGACGCUUUAGAGGACCAUAUGAUAGAGAAAUAUUUUCAGGAAGUGGUUCUAGCUGUUGAGCAGAGUAUAAAGCAUGGUGCAGGUGGUCAUGCAAACUAUCUGAACAAACUACAAGACAUAUGCAGAGACAUCCUGACUGCCUCCAAAGAAGAAAUAACCAAGGUAGAUCCCGGUACUGUGUGCAGCCCUGCAAUGCCCUUUCCAGAGAUCAACUUCCUCAUGUGGAGAUAUGAAGAGGAUCUAUGGAAUCUGCUGGCAAACUUCACCCUGGGUUGCUGCCCUUACUCUGGUGUUGAUGAAGAAGUAAAGGACAAGCAACAUUCAGUUGAAUCUGAAGAGCAGACUCCAGUCAGAAAUCGUGGGCCAGCAUUCAAUCGGAGAAAUGCCUUUAAGAAUAUAAAGCCAGCAGAUAAACUGAACCUAAUGAGGGAGAAGAUUGAAGCAUUUCCUGGAAGCUUUCCUGUCCUUAAAGAAGACAGGAGGCGUCACACAGCGCGGAUAGUGGUGAUGGGAGACGAUCGAGUGCUGGGAAGACUUUCCCGGGCUUAUCACUCUAUUCGAGAAAAAGAGUCAAAAUGUCUUAUUUUGACCAAGAAACUGAACAUACAGUUGUACUACAUCCCAGUCACUGAUGCGGAGCCUUCGCUCAGUCUACGUGAUAGCCCAUGUCAGGAGGAAGGCAGACGGUCACUCGCCUCUUUAUUGGGAACAGUGGAUCCAUGGUACAACAGCAACAUUAACAGUCUGGAAGCUGAAAUCUCCAAACUGGCUAGAAUGCACUCUAAUCACAGUGAGCCAUCGCAAAACCUCUUUCUACUGGACACCCUGUGUUACUACCUUCGCUGUGGGACGCAGCCAGUUAACCUACCGAUCUAUUCGGUUAAGAUGACCCGUUCCAGCUGUGAUGUGACCUCUGUGGUGGAGGAUGUGUUUGUGUGUCAUCUGGAGGCAGAUAUCCCAGAGUUCAGGCACCUUAAAGAAAAGUCCUCAAAGAAGCCCUCCGCACGCCAAAAGAAGUCAACAGUAGAAGUCUUUGGGGCUGUCAUCUCAGUCAGUUAUACAAAGACCUUGUUAAGCAAACGAGAAGUUGUAAAUGGAGAGGCACCGAUGACAUAUGGCGUGGUGAUCACAUCAGAGCCGGCAACUGUAACAUCAGGUGAGGAUUACCUUUCUGUCAGGUUUGACAGUGUAAACCCUGGAUACAACACAACGAUCCAAACCCGAAGAAUCAGCAUCAAGACGUUGGAGCAUCGAACACUCUCUGUGUGCCUGGACAAGGACUCUUGCAGGACAUACACUGAUGUCCAAAGGAUAGAAAUCUCUCCGUGCUUGGACCCAGGAUGCAACAUCCGGUCCAGGUCAGGUGUCAGCAGCAAGCAAGAGCUGCCGUUGAGCAAGUAUCUGGACAAAGUCCUGUCACUGCCAAUCAACACCUUCACUGGUGUGAACCUCUGAGGGACACGAGCUGUCUACUUCAUGUGUACAUGUAACAGAGUUAUUGUGUGUUACACAGUGGUAAGUGACAGAACAUUUGGUAACAUUGUAUUUCAGACUAGUUGUAAGCAGAUAUGCUAGUAUGUAUUUGUCAAAAACUCUCUGUCUCCUGCUGUGGACACCCAGAAGUGGAGACUAGUGUAUAGACUAUUUCUGAAUGACAAUAUAGUAAAACACAUUGUUUUAGUAAUAUACAAUAGCAGAAGUUAUAAUCGAUAAAUGCCUUUGUUAUUGUAAUUUUUAGCUCAUGCUUCUUCUUAUGGUAACUAUUUAUAAUAUGAG
Morone saxatilis (striped sea-bass) is the source of this 2448-nucleotide messenger RNA. RefSeq names its product phosphoinositide 3-kinase regulatory subunit 6-like. The transcript has 20 exons. Bases 1 to 2127 code for a protein of 708 amino acids. Gene Ontology annotation, molecular function: 1-phosphatidylinositol-3-kinase regulator activity. Gene Ontology annotation, cellular component: phosphatidylinositol 3-kinase complex, class IB. Gene Ontology annotation, biological process: G protein-coupled receptor signaling pathway; positive regulation of MAP kinase activity. NCBI's taxonomy places the organism in Eukaryota, Metazoa, Chordata, Actinopteri, Moronidae. The record is from RefSeq and is a predicted model, not a curated record.